Messenger RNA from Microthlaspi erraticum, 756 nucleotides. Lineage: Eukaryota; Viridiplantae; Streptophyta; Magnoliopsida; Brassicales; Brassicaceae. The record is from the annotation of a GenBank genome assembly.
AUGGCAGCCAUUUCUCCAUGGUUUUCUUCUCCGCUGAGCUCUUCGAAUCCUCGUCAUAUUAAGGCCAUUACAGAUUCCAGAAGAUGUACAUCAAUUCCUGCUAUCAUCUCCUCUGCUCUAGACAGUUCCAACGAGGAACAACAUCGGAUUUCGUCUAGCGAUCAUGUUAACAUGAAGAGAAGGGAAGUCAUGUUACAGAUAGCUUCCUCUGCUUUCUUCCUUCCGUUGAUCGUUUCACCUGCAUUUGCAGAGACAAACGCAACAGAGACUUUCCGUGUGUACACAGAUGAAGCGAACAAGUUCGAAAUAUCAAUCCCACAAGACUGGCAAGUUGGGCAAGCAGAACCAAACGGAUUCAAGUCAAUCACAGCUUUUUACCCUGAAGAAACUUCAACUUACAAUGUGAGUGUGGCGAUCACUGGACUAGGCCCGGAUUUCACUCGGAUGGAAUCUUUUGGAAAGGUCGAAGCUUUCGCCGAAACACUGGUCAGUGGAUUGGAUAGAAGCUGGCAGAAACCAGCAGGAGUGACUGCAAAGUUAGUCGAUAGCAAAGCUUCUAAAGGUUUCUAUUACAUUGAGUACACAUUACAAAACCCUGGAGAAGCUCGGAAGCAUUUGUACUCUGCAAUUGGAAUGGCAACAAACGGUUGGUACAACCGUUUAUACACUGUCACAGGACAGUUUACAGAUGAAGAAUCUUCUGCUGAACAAAGCUCCAAGAUCCAGAAGGCAGUCAAGUCUUUCAGAUUCAUAUGA